AUGGAAAUGGCUGAGAACAAAUGAAUAGAAAUUGCUGUAAAAACUGCAGAGCUAGAGAAAUGGAGAAUUGAGAAAGAUGUAAAAGUGCUUUCAAAAAGUCUGGAGUUUUUAAAAUCAAGGUAUUAUAGGCUACAAAUGUGCCACAAUCCAAUAAGAAAACCAAUAUUGCUGGCGGAAAUUGAGAGUGGAAUAGAAGAAUAUAAUGGGGAAGUAUAAACUUGAGGGAUUAGGAUUAUUAAAAGUCAGGUGCUAACUAUUUUGGUGACGCAGUCACCAAAGUACUUCCGUACGGGAAGUUCUACCGCUUUCGACUCCAGCCCAGAGGGUCUUUUAAGGUGGAUGCUUGAUCAAGCACAGAUGCCAACCCCCCACGCCCCAAUGCAUGGAUCCCACCCCCUAUGUUAAUAGAUCCCACCCCCCCACCCCCUCUAUCAUAUAGGUAAACAUAUAAGUAUAAAAUCUUACAAAUAAGACAUACAAUAAAAAUUUUAGUUAAUUCAUAAAUGGAUUCAUAAAUAGAUUCAUAAAUAAAUAUUAAUGAUCAUAAGUAUAUUUAGCAUAGACUGAUAUAGCCAAUAUAUUAGUAAUACAUUUAAAAUAAAAUAAUUGCAAAAAACUUGUUACAUAGAAAGGAAUCAAUAAAUGACUCAAAAAAAAUAUUUUGAUAUCUCUAUAAAGUCUUUUACUCCCCCCAUUUAAUAACGAACACUUUUUUAGUUCGUUAUUAAAUGGGUCUAACUUAUAAAAUUCUUGGGAAAAAAAAUAUAUAAAAUUUAUAUUAAAUAUCUAUGAUUUUUUAUAUAAAAAUUUCAAUAAAAGGGUUAAUAAUAAAAAAGUCAAAUGAUGGCAACAUAAAGAGAAAGCGCCUAAAUUCAUGCGAAAAAAAUAACUAUUGCUAACUCCUCCCCUCCGUGAGCGAACAAAACCAUUAGAAAAGUCCCUCACUCUUCGUGAGCAAACAAAAAUUUUUUUAAUAGAAAAAUUUUUUAUGGAAAAAAGUUUGAUAUAUAAGCGAUAAUUAUUUAUAAUGAAAUCUCUGCCUAAUUCUUUUUAAUUUUAAACAAAUUGCGUUUUAAAACAUAAAUUUUACAAAUUCAAUUAAUAUUUGCUUUCCAAUUUUUGCGAAUUAGGAUUUUUUUAAAUUUCGUAAAAAAUAAUAUUUCUAUAAAUUUAUAUAUAAAUUUAAAAAAAAAUAAUCUCCUUCGUGAGCAAACGAUAUUUUUUUGUUCACUUACGGAGGGGGGGAGUAAAGCACCAUCUUAAGAUUAAGCCACUAUUAGCUCUUAUUUAUUACUCUUUGCUUGAUUAUGCUUGUCUUUAUCUUACUCUAACUACUUAAAAUUAGUAAACUGUAAAGACUAAAUUAGCCUAUAUAAAUUAUAUAGUAAAUUUUGUUAGGUAUUAAAUGGGCCUAAGGAAAAAUUUUUAGGAAAAAAAAUGACUGUUUUGUUCGUUAUUAAAUGGCGGGGGGAGCUAGCCUGCAUUCUUUGGAAAUUUUUGACCUUUAUAUGAUUUAAAACAGGAGGUAUGUGCUUGAAGGUUCAUUGAAAAUAUGCUUCCUCGUUAGCAAACUGUAUCCGAUUUUUUUUAUCAUCCCUAUGACUUUGAAUUUUUUUAUGCUGUGAGCAAUUAAUACGUUUUAUUUGCCUUUAAUACAGUUUACAUUAUAUAGGGGGGGGUGGGGGUGGGGGUGGCAUCUAUUAAUGGAAUGGGGGUGUGGGUGGGAUCCAUAGAUGCAAGGGGGGUGGGGGUGUGAUCCAUACAUACUAUCUGAGGGGGUGGGGGUGUGAUCCAUACAGGGGGUGGGGGGUGUGAUCCAUACAGGGGUGGGGGUGUGAUGUAUACAUCCAAAACUGGGGGGGGGUGGGGGUUGGGGGGUUGGCAUCUGUGCUUGACCAGAUGCUCUUCCAGUUCCUUCUGUCUCCUCAUGUCUUGAAGCUUCAAUCUUGAGUGAAUGUUUUAUGGAUUUCUACGACCCUGCUGCGACGAUUGGAGUAGUUUCAUCUCAUGGAUCCUUGGAGUCUAUUGGGUGCCGAAAUGCAUUCCUUCGCUAGCUACAGGAAAAAGCCUGAUCUCCUUUGGCCUGGGCUGAAACCCUCAGUUUCUCGUAGACAUGCUGCCAUUUUAAUGUAUAUGAAUAAACUUGAGGAAUAUUUAUAAUAAUUUAAGGAUUAUUACGUUAAUAUAAAAAAUUAGAUAUUGGUACUAAAUUAUGAUGGAGAGUAUAUAAUAAAAGAUUUAGUAGCAGAAAAAUUAUAUUGCAGCCAGCAUAAGCAAAAUGCUGAAGAAAUCAAAAAAGAAUUAGAAGGUUCAUAUCGUAUUGAUGCAAAACUAUUAGAAAAAAUCGAAAAUUUAAUAGAAAGUUAUAGAAGAGUUUUAGAUGAAAUUGAGAAUUUUAAAGAAAAAAGUGAAGAUUUAAACCAAAAAUUAGAAUCACAUACAGAGCCUCCAACAGAAUCUCCCAAUUUUGAUACAAAUUUGCUUUACUAUUUCAAAAAGAACAGCAAAAUCAUAAAUAAAAUCGACCUCACAACCCAAGAAAAAAAAGAAAUUCCUCUAAAUCUCCCAGAAGCUAUAAACUCAACAAUCUCUAUAUGCCAUAUCCCUGGAAAUAAAUUAUUUUGUUUUGGCAAUGCAGGGCGCAAAUCCAGAUACCCCAAAAUUACUUUUUCCCUUGAUUCUUCUUUAGCCAUUAAGUAUCAUGCGAAUAUAUACAAAUCGAUUUCUGCGUCAGGCUCAAUAUAUCAUGAAAAUCACGUCUAUUCAUUUGGUGGUUCAAAAUAUGGAGAAAGGUCGGUUGAAAACUCUUAUAAAUAUUCUAUAAAGGACGAUGUCUGGUUUAAAUUGCCUCCAAUGCCUCAGCCAGCUGACCAUUGUUCAUGCACUGCUAUGGAGCAAUAUAUUUUAGUUAUAGGGAAUGACCAAAUACACCCUUUUUUGUAUGACACUGAGCUGAAGUCUUUUUCGACGCUGGAUUUAGAUUUAAAUACAGAUUUUGUAUAUGUAACGUUUACUAGAGGGAGAAAAAGCUAUAUUUUAGAAAGUGAUGGGCCAGCUUAUGAAAGCGGGAUAAUGGAUAUUUUUUCGUGGAAUAAGAUGAAUAUCUCUGUAAAUUUCAAGGAUAAUGCUAUAUCAUAUAUAGCGUUUUCAGGGGAUAUAAUUAGUUUUGCGACUGAAUGCAAGUUUAUUUAUAGAUUUAACUUACUCCCUCUAUAGGAGCUAUAUUAAAUUUAUUUCAGAUAUCCAAAAUAUUUCAAAAAAAAUUCAAUAUGUAAUAUUUGCUAAAAAUUUGUUAAUUAUAAAUAGAAAAAAUAUUUACUCUUAUAAAUUGGAGAGUUAGGCGAAAGAAAAUUCUGAGAAAUUAAAACUAAAAACAUUUAG
Blepharisma stoltei is the source of this 3381-nucleotide messenger RNA. Lineage: Eukaryota; Ciliophora; Heterotrichea; Heterotrichida; Blepharismidae. The record is from the annotation of a GenBank genome assembly.